AGUGACCCCCUGGAGCUCCUGGUGGCAGUUGAGGGGCCAGCGGGACUGCUCAGAGACAGACCCUCCCUCUCGGCAAGGCCGGGCCCCUCGGUGGCCCCAGGGGAGAAAGUGACCCUGCUGUGUCAGUCAGGAAACAGGACGGACAGUUUCCUUCUGUCCCAGGAGGGGGCAGCUCAUCGCCCCCUGCGUCUGUGCGCCCAGGACCAAGACGGGCGGUUCCAGGCCGAGUUCUCCUUGAGUCCUGUGAGCUCGGCCCACGGGGGCACCUACAGGUGCUAUCGCGCACUCAGCACAGAGCCCUACCUGCUGUCACAGCCCAGUGAGCCCCUGGUGCUCCUGGUCUCAGGAGGUUCAGAGGAUCAGCCUGCCCCUCAGUGGACUCAGGAACUGCAGAGUAAGAGUGAGGGUCUUGGGGAGGUGGUCGAGGGUCCCGGGGACAGGCUGAAUCUGCCCCCGGUUCAGGCGCCUCUGGAGACUCUGAUGAGGACCCCCUCACCCUCACCACGCCCGGGCGUGGGCCUCAGCUUCUCCCAGAGCCUCACCUGGUACCCGAGUGUCCUCAUCGGGGCCUCGGUGACCUUCGUCCUGCUGCUCCUGGUCCUCCUCUUCCUAUUCCUCCGACACCGGGGUCGGGACAGACGCAGGAACUCGGGGGCCGCAGACCAAGGGCCUGAGGACAGAGGCCCGCAGAGCAGCUCCAGCCCAGCCACGGACACCCAGGACCAGGCCAUCUAUGCUGCCGUGAGCGACGCACAGUCUGAGGUGGGGCUGCAGCUGGACCACCGGGCUGCCACAUCCGAAGACCCCCAGGAUGUGACCUACGCCCAGCUGAACCACUCGACUGUCAGAAGGGGGAUGGCCGCACCCCCCGGCCCCCCGUUGGGGGAACCCCCAGCAGAGCCCAGUGAGUACGCUGCUCUCACCAUUCGCUAG
Molecule: messenger RNA, 933 nt
Organism: Odocoileus virginianus texanus
Lineage: Eukaryota; Metazoa; Chordata; Mammalia; Artiodactyla; Cervidae
Source: RefSeq, a predicted model, not a curated record